Molecule: messenger RNA, 5135 nt
Organism: Entelurus aequoreus (snake pipefish)
Lineage: Eukaryota; Metazoa; Chordata; Actinopteri; Syngnathiformes; Syngnathidae
Gene: taok2a
Product: TAO kinase 2a
Exons: 20
Coding region: 447-3836 (1129 amino acids)
Biological process (GO): protein phosphorylation
Molecular function (GO): ATP binding; protein kinase activity
Source: RefSeq, a predicted model, not a curated record
GUCCCGCCCCCAUCUGUCUGUGCCAUCUUGAACAAAAACGGUGGCUGAAUCAAGGCCAAGAGAAAAAUUGGGCUUAUGUUUGAAAUAAAGUUUUAAAGGAUAAUUAUCCGAUCAUCGAUGGGACAUUAGACCCAGAGUUGGAGCUUCGUGGCCAAACACCAGCCACACCCCGCACAGGCGCUAACGUUGCAAGCUAGCAGGGCUAAAGCUAGCAGUGUAUCGGAUGUUAGCAGCGGAGAGGAGAGCGGAGCUAACGGGCGAGUCAGGAGCGACCGGCGGGCCUUUUCUGAAGCACAGCCCGGUCAAUUUCAUUGGAGGUAUUGUGGUGAAGAUGAGCAAACACCGUGUUGAUUUGCUGCUGCAAUGAGGACAUUCGCUCGUUAGCUGGACUGCUAUCGCUGGUUUUUCGUUCCAGAGCGGAACCACAAUAAGCCGCGGCCCUGGCCAUGCCCUCGAGCGCACGGGCGGGCAAUCUUAAGGACCCGGACGUGGCGGACCUCUUCUGCAGAGAUGACCCAGAGAAGCUGUUUGCUGACCUCAGGGAGAUCGGCCAUGGCAGCUUUGGAGCUGUCUACUUUGCCAGAGACGUAUGCAACAAUGAAGUGGUGGCCAUCAAGAAGAUGUCGUACAGCGGCAAGCAGACAAACGAGAAAUGGCAGGACAUCAUCAAGGAGGUGAAGUUCCUGCAGAAACUUCGCCAUCCAAACACUAUUGAGUAUCGUGGAUGUUACCUGAAGGAGCACACAGCAUGGCUGGUGAUGGAGUACUGCCUAGGCUCCGCCUCCGAUCUCCUAGAAGUUCACAAAAAGCCCCUGCAGGAAGUUGAGAUUGCUGCUAUUACCCACGGUGCACUGCAGGGACUGGCGUACCUUCACUCUCACAACAUGAUCCACAGAGACGUGAAAGCAGGCAACAUCCUGCUGACGGAGCCAGGCCAAGUUAAACUGGGCGACUUUGGCUCCGCCUCCAUCGUGGCCCCGGCCAAUUCCUUCGUGGGUACGCCUUACUGGAUGGCUCCAGAGGUGAUCCUGGCUAUGGACGAGGGUCAGUACGAUGGCAAAGUGGACGUGUGGUCGCUGGGAAUCACCUGCAUAGAGCUGGCGGAGAGGAAGCCGCCCCUGUUCAACAUGAACGCUAUGAGUGCCUUAUACCACAUCGCUCAGAACGAAAGCCCCGUCCUGCAGUCCAAUCACUGGUCCGACUCCUUCCGCAACUUUGUGGACUCGUGUCUACAGAAGAUUCCGCAGGACCGGCCCACCUCUGAUGUGCUGCUCAAUCAUCGCUUCCUGUGUCGCGAGCGCCCGUUGACGGCGGUUAUGGACCUGAUCGCUCGCACCAAGGAUGCUGUACGAGAGCUGGACAACCUGCAGUACCGCAAAAUGAAGAAGAUCCUCUUCCAGGAGACCCAGCAGAACGGCCCUGUGUCUGAGGGAGGAGAGGACGAGGAGGAGGCGGAGCAGUACCUGUUGAGGACAGGUACAGUCAACAGCAUGGAGAGCUCCCAGUCCGUACCCAGCAUGUCCAUCUCAGCCAGCUCCCAGAGCAGCUCCGUCAACAGCCUGGCCGACGCCUCAGACGACAGCAGCGGCGAGAUGGCCAUGAUGCAGGAGGGCGAACACACGGUCACGUCCAACAGCUCCAUCAUCCACCGGCCCACGGCUCAGGACAACAUCUACGAUGACCCUUACCAGCCAGAGCUUGAGCAGCCACAGGCGCCCUCUGCGGGCCGCCACCGAGCCUACUAUCGCAAGCGUGACCACUUUGCCACUAUCAGGACCGCCUCCUUGGUGACCCGGCAGAUUCAGGAGCAUGAGCAGGGCUCUGCGCUGCGGGAGCAGAUGUCUGGAUACAAGCGCAUGAGGCGGCAGCACCAGAAGCAGCUGAUGGGCCUGGAGAACAAGCUGAAGGCGGACAUGGACGAGCAUCAGCUCAAGUUGGACAAGGAGCUGGAGAACCAAAGGAACAGUUUCUCUUCUGAAACCGACAAGUUGGUCAAGAAGCACCAGGCCAUCUUGGAGAAAGAGAUAAAAGCUGCUCUGGCAGAAGAGAAGAAGUUCCAGCAGCACAUUUUGGGCCAGCAGAAGAAAGAACUGACCAGUUUGUUGGAGUCCCAGAAGCGUCAGUAUCGUCAGCGCAAGGAGCAGCUUAAAGAGGAGCUCAACGAGAACCAAUCCACUCCCAAGCGGGAGAAGCAGGAAUGGCUGAUCCGCCAGAAGGAGUGUCUGCAGCAGAUGCAGGCGGAGGAGGAGGCCGGUCUGCUGCGCCGGCAGAGGCAGUACUACGAGCUGCAGUGUCGCCAGUACAAGAGGAAGAUGCUUCUGGCUCGACACAACCUGGAGCAGGAUUUACUCCGUGAGGACCUGAACAAGAAGCAGACCCAGAAGGAUCUUGAGUGCGCCAUGUUGCUGCGCCACCAUGAGUCCACGCAGGAGCUGGAGUUCAGGCAGCUGGGCUCGGUGCAGCGAACGCGGGUGGAGCUGAUCCGAACGCAGCACCAGACCGAGCUGACCAACCAGAUGGAGUACAACAAGCGGAGGGAACAAGAACUUCGACAGAAGCACACGGUGGAGGUCCGGCAGCAGCCCAAAAGUCUGAAGUCCAAAGAGCUGCAGAUCAAGCGGCAGUUCCAGGAGACCUGCAAGAUCCAGACCCGUCAGUACAAAGCCUUGCGGAACCACCUGCUAGAGAACACGCCCAAGUCGGAGCACAAGGCCGUAUUGAAACGCGUGAAGGAGGAGCAGACCCGUAAGCUGGCCAUCUUGGCCGAGCAGUACGACCACUCCAUCAACGACAUGCUGUCCACUCAGGCUGUGAGUAAGCUGCGACUGGAUGAGACCCAGGAGGCGGAGUACCAGGUGCUGCACAUGCAGCUGCAGCAGGAACUGGAGCUGCUCAAUGCCUACCAGAGCAAGAUCAAGAUCCACACGGACACGCAGCACGAGCGCGAGAUCAAGGAGCUGGAGCAGAGGGUGUCCAUACGCCGCGCCCUGCUGGAGCAGCGGAUCGAGGAGGAGAUGCUGUCCCUGCAGAACGAGCGCUCGGAGCGGAUCCGCACGCUGUUGGAGCGUCAGGCGCACGAGAUCGAGGCCUUCGACUCGGAGAGCAUGCGUCUGGGCUUCAGCAACAUGGCGCUGAGCGGCAUCCCAGCCGAGGCCUUCAACCAGGGCUACCCCACCCCCAGCCCCUCCUCGGGCUCCGGGGGCUGGCCCUCGCGACCCGUCCCUCGCUCGGGCAGCCACUGGAGCCACAGCGUGCAGAACUCGGUGGCCACGCCGUCCUGGCGCAGUCAGAACCACGGCGGGGGCGUCUUCGCCCGGACGGAGUCCGUGGUGUCAUCGCACAGUUUCGGCAGGGACGGCGACGCCAGCAAGACCGGAAGGAGCCACUUGACGGCGCCGCAGCAGCACUACCAGCACCACCAGAGCACGCCGCACCUUUACCGUGACGACCGCGAGCGGGCUAGGGAGUGGGUGGGAGGGGGCGGCCAUUAUUCCCAUCACUCCCAGGGGCACCAUCACCACCACCAUCACCUCUCCUCCCACGCCUCCUCGCAGUCCCUUGCUCUGCUGCCCCCCCCAUCCGGGCCUCCUCCCCUGGCCCUCUCCUCCUCCCCGCCCUCCUCCGCCUCCUCCUCUUCCUCCUCGUCUCAGGGAGGCUACGGGGGCGGGGGGCUCGGGGUCAGGGGCCCCGGCCUGAUGGCGCUCAGGAACAGCCCCCAGCCUCUGCGCAGGACGGCCUCGGGGGGCCCGGGGGGCGGCGGCAGUGACGGGGGUCUGAGUCGGAGCACAUCGGUCACGUCCCACAUUUCCAACGGCUCGCACCUGUCCUACUCGUGAACGCAACAUGGCCGCCGUGGCUCGUCGCUUGGUCCCGUGGCCCCACUUUCAGACGGCGCACAACAACAACUUUGAGGUUUUCUUGUCUGAUCCUCGCGCUCGUGCACAAACUGUCCCUCUCAGCUAGCUAGCGGUGCUUUUAAGCCACGCCCAAUUUGUACAUAGAUGAGUGGAAGUCAGAUAUCAACAAAAACAAACGUCCCUUCGCCACACCAACAUUUUGGGAAAUAGCUUAGCUUAGCACACGGUCCAUAUAUGUUAGCAGUGCUCUGCUUUAAAAGCUUCCCAAUUACGUAAUGCGACAUGACACUAGCUUAGCUUUUUGCUCCGUAUUCUCACUAGCUUAGUUAGCCCGGUGUCUGCGCCUUGCUUUUUAUCCCCACUUCUUCAUUUAAAAAAAGUUAUUUUCAUAACUGACUUUGAACAUUUAUAUGUGUGAAGGGAACAUCACAGUAUUUUUACGGCGCACGUUACCAUGGCGACGUCUCUAAGACUUCCGAAGGAUUCCCGGUAAAUUUCCCAAAAUGUUGAGUGGCGCUUUUAAAGGCGGGUGCACGCCAUGUAUUUAUAGAAGUGUAUGUAAAUGUGAAGCUGUUGUAAAUACGAGCACUAACUCCAACUGUCUUAGUAAGAAUAAGGAUUCUUUUGUCAGCUGAAGACAACUAGAUGCUCUCGUUAUUGCUACUACUGUAAUAUUUAUGUUGUAUGACAAGUUUUUGUUAAAUGUGACUGCCAAUUUUGACCACUAGGUGGAGAAUCAGCGCUGUGUGGCGUUACGACUACAUUUUCCAGCAUUCCUUUCUUCUACUUUGCGUCAGUAUUACGACGCUUUGGUGCCAUCCUCAACUUGAUCUUGCGUUUUGUGGACAAAAAAACACCUCAUGUCGGCUUGCGAAGAAGACCAGCUAGAACGUGGGAAGCAUCAGGCAGGAAACAUAUUUUGUUGUCACGUCUACCUAAUUUGCACAUUCUCAGACCUUGUUUGGAGACCAUUUAGCUGCAAAUGUUGCAUUUCAUGAAAGAACGUGAAGAGGAACAGGAAUGUCCGGGCGCUUUCCGGCAGUUGUCAUGGCAACGUCCUCCAUGUGAAGAUUAUUUUUCUAGUGUUUCGAAGAGAGGAAGAAAGCAGAAUAUUUGGGGUAGGAAGCCUCGUAGGGAACGUCAAACAUAUUAAAGGAGUAAACUUGACAUUUCCUCUGUGAAAGUUGUACAGAAGCGUAAUAACAAAAUACUUUUGGAAAAAUAAACAACAGUACAUUGCGCUAUUGUUUGAGUACUUCAUUCUAUAACUUAGGCGUG